Messenger RNA from Punica granatum (pomegranate), 1487 nucleotides. The record is from RefSeq and is a predicted model, not a curated record. NCBI's taxonomy places the organism in Eukaryota, Viridiplantae, Streptophyta, Magnoliopsida, Myrtales, Lythraceae.
UUAUGAUUAGAGACACUGAAUGUAUGUAUGGACAGCACCGGAACUGCAAACACGGCGGGUCCAUCCCCAAGCUCAGCUCCCUAAACGCCCUCAACUCAUACUCCUGGGGACGUGAUCACUAUGCCUGCUCUGCCUGACAGUGGAAGCUCCUCGGAGGCGUCAAUGAUGGUAAGUACGGAUGGGUCAGGCACUCUAACUUCGCCAUCAAUUCAUUUGUUCCAGGCUGAUAUGGACGGCUUCGUGGAGGAUGGAUCUCUUGAUGACAACGUCUCCGAGUCUUCUUUAUCCCAUGAUGACAUCGAACCCCGUGAUCCUGUGGGUCAGUGCAUGGACUUUAGUAAAGGAUUCACAUUCACUGAAGUUAAUACUGUUCGAGCAAGCACCCGCAAAGUCGUCUGCUGCCACUUCUCAUCCGAUGGAAAAUUGCUUGCAAGUGGUGGCCACGACAAAAAAGCUGUUCUAUGGUACACGGACACUCUAAAGCCUAAGACGACCCUUGACGAACACGUAUCUAUGAUCACAGAUGUCCGUUUUAGCCCAAGCAUGCCGCGCCUUGCCACAUCCUCGUUCGAUAAGACCGUCAGACUCUGGGAUGCUGACAAUCCCGGGUAUUCGCUCCGGACGUUCAUGGGACACAAUGCAGUUGUGAUUUCUCUCGAUUUUCACCCGAAUAAGGAUGAUCUCUUAUGCUCUUGUGAUGGAGAUGGUGAGAUACGGUACUGGAGUAUUAAUAACGGGAGCUGUACGAGAGUUUUUAAGGGAGGAAUGGCCCAGGUGAGAUUCCAACCGCUUCUGGGGAGAUAUCUUGCAGCAGCUGCUGAGAAUGUCCUUUCGAUAUUGGACGUGGAGACCCAAGCUUGCCGACAAACCUUGCAGGGUCACACAAAGCCGAUCGAUUCUGUCUGUUGGGACUCUACUGGAGACUUACUUGCAUCAGUAAGUGAGGACUCUGUGAGGGUAUGGGCGCUCGGGUCAGGAAGUGAAGGGGAGUGUGUGCACGAACUGAGCUGCGAUGGCAACAAAUUCCAUUCGGCCGUGUUCCACCCUACAUGGCCGUCAUUGCUCCUGAUUGGCUGUUACCAGUCAUUGGAGCUCUGGAACAUGUCGGAGAACAAGACGAUGACCCUGCCGGCACAUGAUGGGCUUAUCACUGCCUUGGCCGUGUCCAACGUGACAAGGUUGGUUGCCUCAGCCAGCCACGACAAGUCGGUCAAGCUAUGGAAGUAGGUCCGGAGGAAAAGGGAUCGGCUGUAAUCUAUGUGGCUGUUAAAUCACUUCUGGUGUUUUCUCAAUAUCCAUCCUCAGAUUCUGAAAACGAAGAUCUAAGCUCAGUGAGAGACGCAAAUUGGGGAGGAACAUUAACCUCUGUACCGUUCCUUUAGAAUGCUCUUUUUUGUUUCUUGGGCUGCUUUUGUAAUGACAUUUCCCGUUAGGCUUCCCUUAACAACAAAGUGAUCAACGUGUAAAAGUUCCAGUGUUUUUCUAUU